AUGGCGGCCGAGGCUCGUGGUCGCCUGGCUGGAAAAAACGCCAUUGUCACCGGCGCCGCCGGUGGCAUUGGUCUUGAGACCAGCAUUUUGUUCGCUAAAGAAGGCGCCAACGUGCUUAUGGCCGAUAUCUCCAAGGAGGCGCUGGACCGAGCUUUGGCCAAGGUUAAGCAGUUGGUUCCCAAUACCGGGCGGGUCGAGACCAUACUUUGCGAUGUCUCUAAAGAAGCGGCGGUCAAAACCAUGGUAGAGCACCUCGAUUCGUGGGGCGGCCUGGACGUGAUCUUCAACAACGCCGGCAUCAUGCAUGCGCGCGACGACGAUGCGCUCAACACGCCCGAGGAAAUCUGGGACCUGACGCACAACAUCAACGUCAAGGGCGUCUGGUACGGGUGCAAACACGCCGUGCUCUCGCUCCGCCGCCACGGCAAGAGAAAGGGCAGCAUCAUCAACACGGCCUCGGUCGUCGCCCUCGUCGGCUCGGCCACUCCACAGCUCGCCUACACCGCCAGCAAAGGCGCUGUGUUGGCCCUGACACGCGAGCUCGCCAUUGUCCAUGCCCGUGAGGGCUAUCGCUUCAACAGCCUGUGCCCGGCGCCGCUCAACACGCCGCUGCUGCAGGACUGGUUAGGCGACGACCAGGCGAAACGCCACCGCCGCGAGAUCCACUUUCCCACGGGCAGGUUCGGCGAGGCCAUCGAGCAGGCGCAGGCCGUGGUGUUUUUGGCGAGCGACGAGAGCAGCUUUGUGAACGGAACAGACUUUGUGGUUGACGGUGGCAUGACCAAGGCAUAUGUUACCCCUGAGGGCCCCGCCGCGCCAGCGCCGCUAAACAAUGCGCUCAAGGAUAGCUUAGAAUGA
Canariomyces notabilis is the source of this 858-nucleotide messenger RNA. Its product is annotated as NAD(P)-binding protein. Gene Ontology annotation, molecular function: oxidoreductase activity. The record is from RefSeq and is a predicted model, not a curated record. NCBI's taxonomy places the organism in Eukaryota, Fungi, Ascomycota, Sordariomycetes, Sordariales, Chaetomiaceae. The coding region runs from base 1 to 858 and encodes 285 amino acids. The transcript is spliced from 3 exons.